This is a messenger RNA of Closterium sp. NIES-67, 2266 nucleotides long. The record is from the annotation of a GenBank genome assembly. Lineage: Eukaryota; Viridiplantae; Streptophyta; Zygnematophyceae; Desmidiales; Closteriaceae.
UUCCCAUCCAAAUUUCUGUACUGUUCAGGAAAUGGUAAAACUCUACCCAGUGCCCACCGUCGAAUGCGCAAUUUAGCCCCGUUCAUAGCGCAAUUCCCUGCAGCCGCGUGCCAGCUGUCAUCUGCUCUACCGCAUUUGGGCACCGCGGUGCAACAUAGUCUCUAAUCGAUAACACAUUACCGAUGGUCCACUUUCUUCAGCCAGUCACCGCACUCCACACCACAGCGAGGCUCAUGUCCCGCCGCGACCAGCGCCGCCACCCACGCUAUUGAGUCGACUCAAAAGCGCAUAGCCGCCGCAUUGCAGUGUUUGACGCCGGGCGAGAGAGUAAGAAUCAUCGUGAUGACGCGGUCGGGCGGCAAGGCGCUCGACGCGCACCAGCAGCCGUCGAGAGCGUCGCUGGUGGCGGCGGCGCUGGUGGCGGCGGGGCUGCUGCUGCUCGCCGUGCUCCACGCCGACAUCCGCCCCGCCGCCCGCCCCUCCCCCUCCGCCCCCCAGCGCCCGCGCCUCAAGGUGUUCCUUCCCGAGCUUCCCGGGGAGUUCAACUUCCGCCUGCUCAAGGGGGAGUGGAUCCGGGACCACCGCGUGCAGCUGCUGACUCAGCACGGCAUGCCACCAGCGUGGGACCUCAGCCGCCCUGCUGACUCGCCCUCCUCCCCAGCCAGCACCGAACCUGACGUGGAAGCACGCUAUUGGUCGAAACGCCCUUCAUACGCAAUAGUACCAUCGUUCCCACCACUACCAUUCGCAGCAGAGCACAGCGCGGAGUACUGGCUCACGCUCUCUCUGCUGUCAGGCACGCCCUCGGUGCAGCUGGUGCAGCAUGCCAGGGAGGCGGACAUCGUCUUUCUGCCCGUCUUCUCCUCCCUCCUCGCCUUCGCCUUCAACGCCACCCCCACCAACCGGGCUGCGCUACUGCUGGCGCUGCAAUCACGUGGAGCGUCGGCUGGAGCACCUGGCGCAGCAGCACUGGCUCCGGUGUUCGUGAAGCCCCACCUGAGCGACGAAUUCAGGCAGCUCGUGACCCACCUUUUCAAUCUAGCUCAUGCUUUCGCACUCAGCGGCAGCAGCAGCAGCAGCAGCAGUGGCAGCAGCAAUGGUGGCGGGAGAGCGAGGUUAGAGCCGCGAGUGGUGGUGGCAGUGAGCAUGCCGCGCGCGCUGGCGGCCUUCCAUGCGCUCCUGCCAUCCCUCUGCACGCUCACAACCGACUUCUCCUUCCAGCCGCUGCAGGACCUAAACUUUAUGAAGGAUGUGAUUAUACCGUACGUGCCUGUAGUGGAGCCUUAUCUCGACGACCCUGGCAGCUGGUCUGAUCGCGGGACUGUCCUUUAUUUCCGUGGCUCCACACAAGUCUUUAAUAACGGCAGGGCGUUGCGGCGAGGCCUGGCCAAGUUGUUUGAGGCGCCUCAGGGGAUGCAGGGGGCGGUGUUCGAAGCAGCUGAUCGGGAGGACGCCAGCCAGGUGACAGUGGCGGAUGUAGCGGCCAUGCAGCACGCCAUGCGCCGCAGCCGCUUCUGCCUCGUACCUGAAGGCAACACUGUUUCUUCCUCGCGCCUCUUCAACGCCAUGGCCAGCGGGUGCAUCCCAGUGGUGGUGAGCGACAGCAUCACGCUACCCUUCGAGGACGCCAUCGACUUCACUCGCUUCGCCCUCUUCGUGCCCGCGGAGCUUGCCACUCGCUUUGGCUACCUGGCGUCGCUGCUGCGCAUGGACGCCAGCACGUGGCGGGCCAUGUGGGAGGAGCUGCGACAGGUGCAACGCCACUUCUUAUUCGGCACCCCAGCAGCGGACGGGGGAGCCGAGGACAUGGUGUGGCAGGCGCUGCAGCGCAAGCUGGCCAGGGAGGCCGCAGCGAGAGAGAGGGCCGCGUGGCAGGGGGGGCAGGUGGAAUUCAUGGUGCGGCGGCAUCGGGUGAUGACGGGCAUGCUGGCAGCCGUGGGGCUGAAUGGGAGUGCGUGGCGGAUGAGAGAGCGAGGGGACUUCACGGCACGGCAGAUGGAGGAGAGGGAGGGGGAGAGGGAGGCGGAGAGAGUGAGAGAGAAGAGUGAACGGGAGAGGAGGUACAAGGAGGAGAGGAGGAGGCAGUAGGAGGAGAGGAGGAGGCAGUAGGAGGAGAGGAGGAGGCAGUAGGAGGAGAGGAAGAAAGCUGUGGCUAGGAAGGAGCGUGGGAAGAAGAGCUGAGCCGACCCAGGCAUAAGCAGAGAGAGGACGUCCGUGGCAUGGCUGGGGAAGAUGCAUAGACUGGAAAUAAACCCACUUAAUCAUU